Ostreococcus tauri is the source of this 1734-nucleotide messenger RNA. RefSeq names its product Aldehyde dehydrogenase, C-terminal. The record is from RefSeq and is a predicted model, not a curated record. Bases 1 to 1734 code for a protein of 577 amino acids. NCBI's taxonomy places the organism in Eukaryota, Viridiplantae, Chlorophyta, Mamiellophyceae, Mamiellales, Bathycoccaceae. The transcript has a single exon. Gene Ontology annotation, molecular function: aldehyde dehydrogenase (NAD+) activity.
AUGCGUCGAUCGGCGAUUCAGAGAGUGGCGUCGACGGCCGGUGGCUUACUCGACGCGCGCGUCUCGAUCGGACGCGCGCUCGGUCGCGCGCGCGCGACGUCGACGAGCGCGAGCGAUGGGACGGUCAACGUCGUCCCGCGCUGGGCCACGGCGGAUCCGUGGGGGAUGUCGCGCGCCGCGGGCGCGGCGCGGGGGGCGAACCUCAUCGCGGGCGCGUGGCGGGAGAUCACCGAUGAGAGUCGAGCGACGAAGAUCGUCGAUCCGAUGAAUAAAUCUGAGACGGACGCAUUCAUUGUUUUGCCAUCGACGGACACCAAGCAGGAAAUUGACGAAGUCGCACGGUCUCUGGCGUCGUGUCCGAAGAGCGGUUUGCACAACGCGUUCAAGGCUCCGGAGAGGUACGUCAUGUGGGGAGACGUGUCGAUGCGACUCGCGCAGGAGUUUCGAAAGCCAGAAGUCGAAGAAUACUUUGCGCGUCUCAUCCAGCGCGUGGCGCCGAAGUCUCACGCGCAGGCACUCGCGGAGGUGGUCGUCACGAGGAAAUUCCUGGAAAACUUUGCCGGCGACAACGUGCGCUUUAUGGCGAGAGGAUUCUCUGUCUCAGGCGACCAUCUCGGUCAACAGAGUCACGGCCUUCGUUGGCCGUACGGACCCGUCGCGGUCAUCACGCCGUUCAAUUUCCCACUCGAGAUUCCAGUCUUGCAACUCAUGGGAGCGUUGUUCAUGGGCAACAAGGCUCUGGUGAAAUCGGAUUCAAAGGUGAGCGUCGUACUCGAGCAGUUCAUCCGGCUCAUGAUCGAGUGCGGCGCGCCCGCGACGGAUCUUGAUUUCAUCCACUCAGACGGAGUCACGAUGAACUCUAUAUUAAGCGCGGCGAAGCCGAAGAUGACGCUAUUCACUGGAUCACAAAAGGUCGCGCACCAUCUCGCGCGAGAGCUCGAGGGCAACGUCAAGCUGGAAGACGCGGGUUUCGAUUGGAAAAUUUUGGGCCCCGACGUCGGUGACGUUGAUUACGUCGCGCACGUGUGCGAUCAAGACGCGUACGCGUGUAGCGGACAAAAGUGCUCUGCUCAAUCAAUCCUGUUCAUGCACAAAAACUGGGUUGACGUCGGCAUCGAGUCAAAGCUCGCCGCGUUGGCUGGCGAGCGCAACCUGGAAGACUUGACGGUCGGUCCAGUGCUCACGCUGACCACGAAAACGAUGCUAGAUCACGUCGACAGGCUCGCCGCGCUUCCGGGCGCGCGCGUUGCCUUCGGUGGCAAGGAGUUGAAGGAUGGAAAUCACUCGAUUCCUUCUCAAUACGGCGCAAUCGAACCCACCGCCGUGUUCGUUCCGCUCAAAACCAUCAUGGCGAGCGAAGAGAACUUCAAGCUCGUGACGACGGAAAUUUUCGGCCCAAUGCAAGUGCUCACGUCGUACGACGACGAAGAGCUCCCGUUGGUUCUGGACGCGUGCGAGCGCAUGGAUGCGCAUCUCACCGCAGCCGUCGUCUCGAGCGACGAGAUGUUUUCGCAACGCGUGCUCGGCUCCACGGUUAACGGUACGACGUACGCGGGCAGGCGAGCUCGUACGACGGGAGCGCCACAGAACCAUUGGUUCGGCCCUGCGGGCACGCCGAUGGCUGGCGGGAUCGGAACGAUCGAAGCGAUUCGACUCGUCUGGAGCUGCCACCGUGAAAUCAUCUUCGAUCGCGGUCCCGUCGAGAGCGAUUGGAAAACGCCGCCGCGCGCGUGA